Periophthalmus magnuspinnatus is the source of this 3632-nucleotide messenger RNA. Its product is annotated as frizzled-6-like. The transcript has 8 exons. Gene Ontology annotation, biological process: canonical Wnt signaling pathway; non-canonical Wnt signaling pathway. Gene Ontology annotation, molecular function: Wnt receptor activity; Wnt-protein binding. The coding region runs from base 320 to 2440 and encodes 706 amino acids. The record is from RefSeq and is a predicted model, not a curated record. Lineage: Eukaryota; Metazoa; Chordata; Actinopteri; Gobiiformes; Gobiidae. Gene Ontology annotation, cellular component: plasma membrane.
AGUCAAGAAAACUCGGGAAGAGGCAGCUGCAGCUGGAUCACUUUUUCACCGAAACACGUCGCGAAUCUUCAUCCUAAAACCACACUUACUCUUUAUCCAUGUAGGAAAGAGAGGUACAACGUCGUAUGAAUUCAAGAUGUGGCAAUCCUUUCUUUGACCCGGGGCACCCACUCCAGUACUGUAAGGAUGAUGGAAACUGUGUCCCUUUUACCACCUCCCUUUUCAAUGAGGUGACUCAAAAAAGCUCCAAAACCUAUAUUCUUCUACCAGUCAUUCCAGAGUUUGUGGAACAUAGAAGAUACAGAAAUACGCCACUACCAUGCUGCUACCAGGACCACUGUGGCUGUGUUUGGGGCUGGUGUGGGUGGGACAGUCCCAUGCCCACAGUCUCUUCACCUGUGAGCCAAUCAGAGUGCACCGAUGUCAGGAGAUGUCUUACAACAUGACCUUCUUCCCCAACAUGAUGGAACACUAUGAUCAAGACAUCGCAGCCAGUAGAAUGGAGCCUUUUAUGCCAUUGGCAAAGCUGCACUGUUCUCCAGAUGUGCACCACUUCCUGUGCCAGGCCUUUUAUCCCCCGUGCAUCGAGGAAAACAAUGUGUUUGGUCCCUGCAGGGAAGAGUGCAAGACAGUGCUAGCUGACUGUGCUGAGAACAUCCGGAUUUUUGGCAUCACCUGGCCUCCUGAACUACAGUGUGACAAAUUACCUUCAUGCGGUUUCCCAAACGGAGAUUCUUCAUUACAGGCCACCACUCCAAUGAAAAUCCCUGCAGCAAAGAGAGACCUUGGCUUUUGGUGUCCGCUGCAGUUCAAGACCAAAUCAGGUUACGGAUCGUCUUUCUUAGGGGCCCAGGACUGUGCACCACCUUGCUCGAACAUGUAUUUCAAACCACAUGACAUAGAUUUUGCAAAGAGCUUUAUUGGUGUGUGCUCUAUCAUUUGUCUUGGAGCUACACUGUUUACUUUCCUCACCUUCCUCAUUGAUGUCAAGCGUUUUCGAUACCCGGAGCGUCCGAUUAUUUUCUACGCAGUCUGCUAUAGUUUUGUGUCAUUAAUAUACUUCAUUGGAUUCCUACUGGGGAACAAAGCAGCAUGCACCGAGCCCUUUCACCCCACAGGUAUGUUUACUGUUGUCCUCGGAUCCCAGAGUAAAGGAUGCACUUUGCUCUUCAUGUUGCUCUACUUCUUCACCAUCGCUGGUGUCGUCUGGUGGGUCAUUCUCACCAUCACAUGGUUCCUGGCGGCUGGACCCAAAUGGAGCUGUGAAGCCAUUGAGAAAAAAGCGGUGUGGUUCCACUCGGCUGCCUGGGGAAUCCCUGGUGCUUUGACUGUCAUGCUUUUGGCUUUAAAUAAAGUUGAGGGUGACAACAUCAGUGGCGUUUGCUUCGUGGGUCUUUACGAUCUGGAUGCUCUUCGCUACUUUGUCCUGGCCCCGCUGUGUGUGGGUGUUUUGGUAGGACUCUGCCUUAUCCUGGCUGGUAUCGUCUCCCUUAACCACGUACGGCAGGUCAUUCAGCACGAUGAGAGAAAUCAGGAGAAGCUCAAGAAGUUUAUGAUUCGAAUCGGUGUGUUCAGCUGCCUGUAUCUGGUGCCACUGGUCACACUACUGGGCUGUUACACCUAUGAGCAAAGCCACAGGAGCAACUGGGAGGCAACAUGGCUCAGAGAAAAUUGUCAGAAAUACAGCAUUCCCUGCCCAUCCAAGGAUGUAGAGCCCGAUCACCCAGACCUGACACUGUUUCUGGUGAAGUACUUGAUGACAUUAGUGGUGGGGAUUUCUUCAGUAUUCUGGGUCAGCAGCAAAAAGACCUGCUCUGAGUGGGCCUACUUCUUCAACAGGACACGCAAGAGAGAUCCCAUCAGUGAGAGCCGACGAGUGCUUCAGGAAUCUUGUGAGUUUUUCCUGAAGCACAACAGCCGUGUCCAGCACAAGAAGAAACACUACAAAUCAAGCACUCACAAACUCAAGGUGGUCUCCAAAUCUAUGGGCACGAGCACAGGAGGAGUACCCACCAGCGCCUCUGUCUCUGUGGCCACCAACCAAGACCCAGCACUGUCUGCCCAUGGGCACCUUCCUCAGGGCUCCCAUUCUGAGGCAUCGGUAAGGGAGCACAUGGAGAGGGGCGUGUCCAGCCGAAGUUCACGUCGGGACAGAGACAGAGAGAGGGACCCAGAGAGGGACCCAGAGAGGGACGGGAUGGAGAGACGCAGUAAAGGAGGCAGCUCUGGCAAAGUCAGCAGUCUGUCAGACAGCUUAGCCAGAGUUGCUGAUGGAAGGAAUACUCCUAGAAGUGACCACUCUGAAGCCAAGAGGGUUUCCCCAGUCCAACAUCCAGCUUUAAAUCUGUCCCAUAGCAGCAACCUCCAGGACUCCAGCCAACUCCAACUAGUGCACAAGGCUCCUGAGGAGAUCAAAGAGACAAAAGGCAUAAAUUGCUGAAACAUACAACAAUCUCACAUGAACCUGUUUCAACUUCAGUGUCCAAAUGUCUUUCAGACUCAAACAGAUGAUUUAUUAGCUCCAGUGUAUGUCAGAUAAUCUACACUGUCUGGCCAAAAAAAGUCACACACUCACACUAAUAUUUUGUUGGACCGCCUUUAGCUUUGAUUACGGCACGCAUUCUCUGUGGCAUUGUUUCGAUAAGCUUCUGCAAUAUCACAAGAUUUAUUUCCAUCCAGCGUUGCAUUAAUUUUUCACCUGGUCAUUCAGUAUAUUCAGGUAGCCAGCUGACCUCAUUCUUUGAGCACAGAUUGUUGCUGAACCUAGACCUGACCAACUGCACGAGGCUCAUACCUAUUUGCUUAGUUAAAUCCAGGUGGUGACUUUUUUUUGUCCAGGUAGUGUAUCAUGCCACUGCUGUCUUACUGUAACAUACUAGCCAUAUUUGACUGGUAUAUUUGGACCACUUUUUUACUAUAAAAAAUAUUUAGCUUAACUGGACUAGUCUUAACACUGGACAUUUUACUUUUAAAGGUCAUGCCAAAUGUAAUGGUGCAAGUCCUUCAGUGGCGUACUGCUUUCAAAUGUAUCAUGUUUAAUGAUACAAGACACAGUUUUUGUUUGUUUUUUUGUCAAUUUAUUGAAUAUCGUAAGUGAUGCAUUUUUGUUUUCUGUGCUCUUUUUACGAUGGUCUCAAACUUUUUUAUGUGAAUCUGAAUAAGGUAACUUUUUUAAUAACGCCUUUUGUUUAGCAUGGCAUGUUAAUUAUUCAUUGUUUGGGAUGAGUGCUGUUGGUGUGAUGGUUUUCAUUAUGAAAAUUCUUAUUGGCGUUGCACUAUAUUUUUAGAAGCACAAAGAGAGUGUGUUAAAUAAUAAUUGUGUCUUAUUGUUGGGUGUGUUGUAUAUACAUCCCUUGUAUCUUUUAAGCAUUGAAAGAUUUACUUCUCUCUCCAGUCAUGUGUAUUCUUCCAUGUUGAAGCUACUGUCUAUCAUGCUGUUCAGGGGAUUCCUGUUUCUACACUGUUUCUACUCUAUAUUAUGUGAACAUCAACGCUUCUUAAAGGGAAAGUUUAUUUUAUGAUAUGUCAUUAUAUAUCAAAACCUCAUUGUCUUGUCUUCGCAAUAUUUUGCAUCAUGUUGUUGUACCGUUUCAUUUUAUAAAAAUAAAAAGUUACUAUUUUUAUGUGUAUGG